This is a messenger RNA of Neogale vison (American mink), 407 nucleotides long. Its product is annotated as 60S ribosomal protein L22-like. Gene Ontology annotation, biological process: cytoplasmic translation. Gene Ontology annotation, cellular component: ribosome. Gene Ontology annotation, molecular function: structural constituent of ribosome; RNA binding. Bases 16 to 297 code for a protein of 93 amino acids. The transcript has a single exon. NCBI's taxonomy places the organism in Eukaryota, Metazoa, Chordata, Mammalia, Carnivora, Mustelidae. The record is from RefSeq and is a predicted model, not a curated record.
GCCUCCGCAGCCGCCAUGGCGCCCGUGGAGCAGUUUCUUCAGGAGAGAAUCAAAGUGAAUGGAAAAGCUGGAAAUCUCGGUGGAGGGGUGGUAACCAUUGAAAGGAGCAAAAGCAAGAUCACUGUAACUUCCGAGGUGCCUUUUUCCAAAAGGUAUUUGAAAUAUCUGACCAAAAAGUACUUGAAGAAGAAUAACCUCCGCGACUGGCUGCGCUUGGUGGCCAAUAGCAAGGAGAGCUACGAGCUGCGCUACUUCCAGAUCAACCAGGACGACGAGGAGGAGGAGGACGAGGAUUAGAAGUCCUGUGUCUGGGAUAUUUUGUAUAAUCUUUAAAUAAAAUCUAGGAAUCACAAAAAAAAAAAAAAAAAAAAAAAAAAAAAAAGAGCAUUUGGACUCAGUAUGUGUAG